AAUUAGUUAAACAAUCAAAGCAGCUUAAUGAGGCACAAAUAGAUUUUGUACAACAAAAUCAUAUUCAAAAAGUGGAUAUUAAAAUUGUUCAAUUUAAUCAGUUAUUAGCUCUUGAUAUAUAUGAAGAAAUUGGUUCAGAAAAAGAGAGAGAAUGA
Molecule: messenger RNA, 155 nt
Organism: Racocetra persica
Lineage: Eukaryota; Fungi; Glomeromycota; Glomeromycetes; Diversisporales; Gigasporaceae
Source: the annotation of a GenBank genome assembly